Gavialis gangeticus (Gharial) is the source of this 4000-nucleotide messenger RNA. RefSeq names its product otoancorin-like. The coding region runs from base 1222 to 3717 and encodes 831 amino acids. The record is from RefSeq and is a predicted model, not a curated record. Lineage: Eukaryota; Metazoa; Chordata; Crocodylia; Gavialidae. Gene Ontology annotation, biological process: cell-matrix adhesion. Gene Ontology annotation, cellular component: cell surface. The transcript has 19 exons.
CCCCUGUGGGCAGUGCACAUGCAUAGGAACAUCCUGUCCACCUGACAGCUGAAGUCAUACAAUCAACAAGUGCCUGGAGAUGGCUGUUUCAUAACAUGAUGUUCUUGAACACUGUGGAUAGGGUUUUUUUUCUGUAUUAACGAAACUCCCCAGUAGACUUAACCCUGGGUGAUACCAAAUGCAACACUCUAUACCAGAAGCUGGCAACAUUUUCUGGAAAUGGGCCAGAAUGGCCCAACUCAGGUGCAACUGAUGCUAGGACCCAGCCGCUGCCACUCUUCCCCACUACCUGAUCAUGGUGUGGCAUGAGUAAAAUUUGCUGUGGUGCAAAGCAGCAUGGACAAAGCCCCCUGCCACUGAAUGCCACCACAGCCCCCUGCCUCCAUUGGGCCAUAGGUUGCUGACCCCUAUACAACAAUUAAUAAAAGUCCUUCUCUAUUUUUAAUUAGGGAAAACAUAUUGCAACCCUCACUCACAAUAACUGUAUUUGAAUUCUUCUGUGCUUCUGAUAUGGGAGUUUGGCCACAAUGCAAACAAAGCUAGAAGAGUAGUUGAUGAUUUAUUCCCGGCUGUACCUGCACAGCUAUGUAUGCUUCUCACACCAGGAGAUAGAGGCAUUUUGAUGUAGUCUGUUUGAACAUUGUUCCCCCUUCCAGUGAAAAGAGCUAUCUUGGGGAGGGGAGUAGACACAGCCUAAGGAAGCAUGCUGUUGUGCUUUUGUGGGAGAUCAGCUGGAUGUUCCUACAGCUGGUGGUGAACGUGUUUACAUCCAGUAGAACAACCUCUGGCUGUGGUCUGAAGUGAAGUACAGGUGCUCUAAGCACCUGCUCCAAUACUUCACUUAAUCAUAGAAUGUGUUGAAAUCCCAGCUGUGACCCAAAAAUCACUCCAGGCAGUUGUUCAGAAUCAGUCUAACCACCAACACCCCCUGUCCUUCAUCCUUUUUAAAUUAAGAAUUAUGCUCAAAAUCCUGCAAAGGGAACAGAUUCCAGAAGUGGAGUCUUUAUGCAGAGAGGCUCCUCCCAUGACAUACUGGGUCUUUUAAAUUUAAGUUCUCACAGUGAGAACUUCCCAACUUAAUGGAGUUCAGAGCAGUGUAGUGAGAUGGGUACAUAACUUUGGUCUCAUAACCAAGUCUCAGAACUUUCAGAAUUUUAAAGAUUUUAAUUAAAGAUAUUGGUGACAAGCAGAUGUGAUUGGAAAGGUUUGAGCACAGGAGAGAUGUUCAUGCUGUAUUUCACUGCCCCAGGCAUUACCUCACAUUUGGCUGGUCUUUCAUACAGGCUAGGCUUGUUGGUUUGCUUUUAUGACGAUAUGGGAGAGAUGGAAGCCGCUGUGGCUCGGGUUUUACUUCACCAGAUGAUCAAAUGCAAUCACCUGAGAGGCUUCCAGGCCGAGGUUCACAAGCUCAAAGCUCAACUGCUGGACAUUGCCAUGCAAAACCAGACUUUGAAUGAUACCCUUGGGUCUCUGUCAGAUGCGGUGGUUGGGCUGACUUCAGGUCAGCUGGAAUCCUUGUCACCUGCAGCUGUGCAUAAUGCUAUUUCAACAUUAAACCAAGUCUCUGGAUGGGCUAAAGACCAAAUUAUGGUUUUAUCCAGCAAAUACCUCACUCACGAAAAGGUUUUAUCAUUCCAUAACAUAAGUCAGAUGGGUGCUUUGGUGACUGGAAUUAGCACCCAGUCAUUCUACAGCAUGAACCCAAAGGAACUCUCUCAGGUGAUUAGAGGCAUUUUAUCUCAGUAUGCAUCUGAUUUAUCACCUGCUCAACAACAUGGCAUUCUUAGUAAGAUGAUUGCACCUAGAGAUUUUCCUUCAUCAGUCACAGAUAUACAAGGAGCUUUUUUUAAAGAAGUAUCUCUUUCAGCUUUGUGGAAGGAAACAGAUUUUAACUCUUCAGUGAUGAAAGAAAAAGAAUUGAGGAGGAGCCAGGCCUUGUAUCUGUAUGAAUUAUUGUCUAAGAAAACAGCUCCUGCUGACCUUUUAAGUACAGGGCAGCUGGUGAAAGGAGUAACCUGCCAACAGAUUGAGAGGAUGAGCACAGACUCUUUUUUAAAUCACUUCAGGCUCUUUGAAAAGCAUCUUGAGUUGCUUUCUCCAUAUCAGGUUAAUUGUUUGGCUUGGAAAUUUUGGAAGGAUUCCAACACAUCUAUCCCCCCUUUCCUCUUAUCAGUUCUUCCGGCUCAGUAUUUGGAAUCAGUUUCGGGCUCUAUAUGUGUACCCUUCCUGAUAAGUCUGGGGAAGACUGAACUGGAUCUUCUAGUUCUAGACUCGCACAAAAAGAAUGCAGUCCUACAAAAAGUACAGGAGUGUUUGAAUGGCUCCAUUGAUGAUGAGUAUGAUGUUGAUGUGCUUGGCAAUCUCAUCUGCCACUUACCUCCGGCAGCUAUCCGUGGUGGAAUGUCCCUGCAGGCAAUGGCAGUAGCCCUUCACCGGUUCAAAUUCUGCCACCAGCUCAGCCAUGAGCAGAAGACAGAAAUCAAAUCCAGACUUAUUGAGCUGUAUGGCUCCCCAAGGAACUGGACAGCUGAAACAACACUGGAUAUCGGACCAUUCGUAGCUCUUUUGAGAAAAGAUGAAUUAAGUGUCCUUGCUGAAAAGUUUCCAGAUACCAUUCUGCAAAUAGCAAAGAUGGCUGGGCCAGCUCCUCUACCUGAAGAGUUCCUAUCUACUGUAUUUGAAACUGUUCACAACUCUACCAUCCUCACUGCAGCAUCUAACCACGGGACUGGUUGCGUAGGAAUCAGAGCUCCCUCUUCAGAUGAGAUUAUUAAGUUAGGAGAAGCAAAUGCCUUUUGGUCAGUUCAGGAACUGCAGUGCAUGGGCACAGACACUUUUAUCAAAAAUGUGGAACUCCUUGGGACUGUGUCAGUUUUCAACAAAUCCCAGCUUAUUGCUUUGAAGGAGAAAGCUAAGCAGGUUUGGGGCAUGUUGCCAGAUUGGAAGAAUUAUCAUAUUAUUUCCCUUGGGUGCAUUGCUCUUGCUCUCAACGAGAGUGAGAUACGAGAGUUGGAUUUGAACUCUAUUGAUACUGUUGCUGCACUUAGUCAACAAACAGAAUGGACUCCUGACCAGGCUACAUCUAUUUUACAAGGGUUUCUGGAAGACUCUAGUCAGACAGUCUAUGAGUUGAAAAGCUUUCAUUUAGCAGGAUUAGGAGCUAAUCUUUGUGCCCUGAAUACUACAGACAUCAAGUCCAUCAGGAUUACAGAAUUCAGUGCUGUUGUUUCCAGAGUUGGUAUGUUGACAUGCAGUACUCCCCUUCUGCAAGAGUUUAAGAAGAUGGCAGAAUCUGUGUUUGGAAUUGCCACAGGAUGGAACAGCUCUGUGAUGCAUGAAAUUGGGACCAUAGCAGGUGGCUUGCAUGAAGAGGAAUUAAAAGCUCUUGAUAAAGACCUUAUGCCAUACUUCCAGCCAGCAGCAAUAAGACAUAUACCUGCUGAAAUUUUCAAAGCACUCUCCCCAGAACAAAUAGCAAACCUUGGCCCUGAGAAUGCAGCCAUGGUUACCAAAUUGCAGAGCCAGUCUCUCAAUGCAUUGCAGCUUCAGAGUCUUCAGCUGGCACUAGAUGGCGCCAGGACCAGCAUCCAAGAUGCACAAGACGGUGCAGGCACCACUCAGUCAAUGCGUACCCCAGCCUCAAGCUGUGCUGAUGGCUUCUCUGCUGGCUGCAGUAUUUGGUUGUGUGCUUUGUUUAUCCUUCAUCCCACUUUCUGAAUCAGUGGCUGUCAAGUUUGCUUGGUGUCUGGAUUUCCUGUGAGUUGAUAGAACAACUUGUUUAGAAACUCAAUCAAGCUACCCAAAUCCAGCAGAGAGAGCUCCAGCUCAACAAAAAUUAUGGUGCUGAAAGUCUCUGUGAUGUUUCAGUGCAAGAGUGGUUAGCUCCUUAAAAGCAGCUAGUUAUUCUGGCAACAUGAUAUGAAGGAUAGAAUCAUAGAGAGGUAGGGCUGGAAGGGACCUCUAGAGGUCAUCUAGUCUAACCCCCUGGUCAAGGCAGGAU